Messenger RNA from Calidris pugnax (ruff), 691 nucleotides. It is a transcript of the gene SNRNP25, whose product is annotated as small nuclear ribonucleoprotein, U11/U12 25kDa subunit. Gene Ontology annotation, biological process: mRNA splicing, via spliceosome. Gene Ontology annotation, molecular function: protein binding. The record is from RefSeq and is a predicted model, not a curated record. The transcript has 6 exons. Lineage: Eukaryota; Metazoa; Chordata; Aves; Charadriiformes; Scolopacidae. The coding region runs from base 1 to 468 and encodes 155 amino acids. Gene Ontology annotation, cellular component: U12-type spliceosomal complex.
AUGUCCCGGGGCUGGGCCCCUCACCUCAGCGGGGGGACCAUCACCUCAGCGGGGGAACCAUACCCGGGGCCGGGCCCCUCACCUCAGCGGGCCGGGGCCGGGCCCCUCACCUCAGCGGGCCGGGGCCGGGCCCGGGCCCAGGUGACGGCGGAGGAGAUCGGGUCGCAGGUGGCGCUGGAGUACGGGCAGGCCAUGACGGUGCGAGUCUGCAAGGCGGACGGCGAGACCAUGCCCGUGGUGGUGGUGCAGAACGCCUCGGUGCUGGAGCUGAAGAAGGCCCUGCGGCGGCACGUCCAGCUGCGGCAGGCACGGCAGGGCGGCGUCCAGCACCUCAGCUGGAAGUACAUAUGGAGGACGUACCACUUAACCUACGGUGGAGAGAAGCUGGCGGAUGACAGGAAGAAGCUGAGAGAGUACGGCAUCAGAAACCGGGAUGAGGUCAGCUUCAUAAAGAAGCUUCGAAAGUAACCUGGCAGAGAGAGCAGAGAACCCAGCCCUAUCAAGGCCCGACUGUGGAUUCAGCACUUCCCCGGAGGAAAAGGUUGCAACAUUUCAGAGAGAAACAAACUCCAGUUGAAUGGACAUUCUCACAUGUUUUUUGCAGUUGCUAUUUGAAGCGUCGGCCUCUGAGCUGUUUGGGGAAUGCAUUUGCAGUGAUUAAAGAGACCCUCUAGUUUUCUAAGACUUUUAA